Molecule: messenger RNA, 949 nt
Organism: Bolinopsis microptera
Lineage: Eukaryota; Metazoa; Ctenophora; Tentaculata; Lobata; Bolinopsidae
Exons: 9
Coding region: 31-852 (273 amino acids)
Source: RefSeq, a predicted model, not a curated record
CUAUUACAUUUAUUGAGAAAGAUAUUUGAAAUGGCCCAACCAGAAACUUUAGCAUUAGAGCUUAGCCCGAAGGAGAAAAUUAUGGAAAAGAUGUCGGUUGCAGCUAUGCAGAAUAGUAUGGAAAUGCCCUCGAUGUCUGGUGUCUCACUUAACGUCAUGUCAAACAAGAUGUCGGUUACAGCUAUGCAGAUGGAAAUGCCCUCGAUGCAGAUGUCUGGUAUCGCACUUAACACCAUGAGCAAGCAGGGGUUUGAAAGACGAAGUAGUAUGUUUGCUGCCCAUCCGAAAGUCAAACACGGAGUAUCAGAAAUACAUUCUAGAGGUUCAUUUUCACUAAAAGGGCAUGUUGAUCCAGCUGUAGGGCUCGUUGCAAGUUCUGGAGACAUUGAAAGACUGUCCGAUGUAUCUGACAUACCUAAAGAAUUGGUAAGACAGACUGAGUCAAAAGAUUCAAUGGAUUCGAAUAAUGCAAGGCGGAAAAAGUCUGUGCCGCAAUAUGAGAAUACCUACCGUAUGGAACCAACUAGAAAACCUACACGAAAAGAACUUACCAACCUUUUUGAGAAAGUAUUAAGUGAUAUUCCAUCUGAAAAGGCCAACAGUCCAGACUUUCAUACCGGGGUCAAGUUAGGACAGGAUUUGGCGGACGAAGUUAUAGCUGAAUGUCACAACUUAGAAGUGGAGAGGUACCGGUUUGUGUGCCUAUCAACAGUUAUAAGUCGAGAGGGAACCAGCGCUUACCAGGCUAGCAGACUACUGUCGGACCAGGAUAGAGAUACCUGGGAGGAAGCGAGUCUGAAACUUGCUAAUGUUAACAUCCAUCUCCAACUCUACUGUGUUUAUCUAGACUGAAUCUAAGCAUGCCAUCAAUGUUUUCAUCAUCAGAUUUAAAAUUCUAUGCUUUUUCUGCUCUUAGGAUUUUCAUAAUUAUUCAAGUCCAAGAUCAUUA